AUGGCAAGAGGAUUGAAGAAGCAUCUAAAGAGGCUCAAUGCACCCAAGCAUUGGAUGCUUGACAAACUUGGUGGCGCCUUCGCUCCCAAGCCGUCUUCUGGGCCUCACAAGUCUAGGGAGUGUCUUCCUCUUGUCCUGAUCAUCAGGAACAGGUUGAAGUAUGCUUUGACAUACCGUGAAGUCAUCUCCAUCCUUAUGCAAAGGCACAUCCAAGUCGAUGGAAAAGUCAGGACUGACAAGACCUACCCUGCUGGUUUCAUGGAUGUUGUGUCUAUCCCCAAGACCAACGAGAACUUCCGUCUUUUGUAUGACACCAAGGGACGUUUCCGUCUCCACUCCAUCAGAGAUGAGGAAGCUAAGUUCAAGCUUUGCAAGGUUAGGACUAUUCAGUUCGGACAGAAAGGUAUCCCUUACCUCAACACUUACGAUGGUCGCACAAUCCGUUACCCAGACCCACUCAUCAAACCAAACGACACCAUCAAGCUAGACCUUGAAGAGAACAAGAUUGUGGAGUUCAUCAAGUUUGAUGUUGGUAAUGUUGUGAUGGUUACUGGGGGUAGAAACAGAGGGCGUGUGGGUGUGAUUAAGAACCGUGAGAAGCAUAAGGGAAGCUUUGAGACGAUUCACAUUCAAGACUCAACGGGACAUGAGUUUGCCACUAGGUUGGGUAAUGUGUUCACGCUUGGAAAAGGAACAAAGCCAUGGGUGUCUCUUCCAAAGGGUAAAGGUAUUAAGCUUACCAUCAUUGAAGAAGCCAGGAAGAGGCUUUCUGCUCAACAAGCUGCUUAAGUUUAUUUUGUCAUUGAAGGAUGUUUCGUUUUACUCUUGUGUUAUAGACUCGCUACUUGUCUCAGUUGUGAGUUUUGUUCCUCUUUCAUGUUGCUUGCUUGCAUAACUCUAUUACAAGACAGUUUAAGACUCCAGUAGAGCGUUUUGUAUGGAAAAUUUUAGAAUUUUUACUCUUUUAAAUCUUUGACUUGAUAUUUUUCACUAACACAUGAUAUCUCUUU
Messenger RNA from Eruca vesicaria subsp. sativa (arugula), 1010 nucleotides. NCBI's taxonomy places the organism in Eukaryota, Viridiplantae, Streptophyta, Magnoliopsida, Brassicales, Brassicaceae. The record is from the annotation of a GenBank genome assembly.